This is a messenger RNA of Strigops habroptila (Kakapo), 6921 nucleotides long. RefSeq names its product unk like zinc finger (gene UNKL). The coding region runs from base 641 to 2551 and encodes 636 amino acids. Lineage: Eukaryota; Metazoa; Chordata; Aves; Psittaciformes; Psittacidae. Gene Ontology annotation, molecular function: metal ion binding. The transcript has 20 exons. The record is from RefSeq and is a predicted model, not a curated record.
GCGCUCUGUGGCCCGCCGGGGAAGAUGCCGUCGGUUGCGAAAGCGGUGUCGCGGGGCGGCGGGUCUCCGCAGACCGAGCAGCCAACGCACUAUACGUAUCUAAAGGAAUUUAGGACAGAGCAGUGCCCCCUAUUUUUGCAGCACAAGUGUACCCAGCACAGACCAUUUACCUGUUUUCAUUGGCAUUUCCUAAAUCAGCGUCGUCGUAGACCUAUACGAAGGCGUGAUGGGACUUUUAACUACAGUCCAGAUGUUUAUUGUACAAAAUAUGAUGAGACUACAGGAAUCUGCCCAGAUGGAGAUGAUUGCCCUUACCUUCAUCGGACAACAGGCGAUACAGAAAGAAAGUAUCAUCUCCGAUAUUACAAGACUGGAACAUGCAUUCAUGAAACAGAUGCCCGGGGUCACUGUGCAAAGAAUGGAGUUCACUGUGCCUUUGCUCAUGGUCCACAUGACCUUAGACCACCAGUGUAUGAUAUAAGGAAUCUGCUAUUGGCCACUGUUGGAGACAGGAUUCCAGGCUAGAUGAACCUUUGAUCUGAGCUGAGAACUUCAGGCACAGGAAACCUUACAGAAUGGGCAGGUAGGAUGUGGUGAAGGCAUUCCAGAUCUGCAACCAGGAAUUUUAGCAAGCCAGGCAAUGAUUGAGAAGAUCCUUAGUGAAGAUCCAAGAUGGCACGACACAAAUUUUGUAUUAGCUGGCUACAAGACAGAACAGUGUACAAAGCCACCCAGACUCUGCCGCCAGGGAUAUGCAUGUCCACACUAUCACAAUAGUCGAGAUAGAAGACGAAAUCCCAGAAAAUUCAAAUACAGGUCCACUCCUUGCCCCAAUGUAAAACAUGCGGAUGAAUGGGGUGAACCUUCAAGGUGUGAAAGUGGGGAUAGCUGUCAAUAUUGUCAUUCUCGUACAGAGCAGCAGUUUCAUCCUGAGAUAUAUAAAUCUACAAAGUGCAAUGACAUGCGCCAAACAGGUUACUGCCCACGUGGUCCAUUUUGUGCAUUUGCACAUGUUGAAAAGGACACCAUGAAUGUAGUCAUACUGCAAACUGGUUGUCAAUCAAAGCCAGGCGCUCACCUGUUUUCAACAGACAGCAUAGGAAUUGCAAAUGAAUGGAGCAGCAGUCUUAACUCCACAAACAGCAUUACAAAUAGCAGUGGGCAGUCUGGAAAUAUUUCCUGUUCUUCAAGUCCAACUGUAACAUCGAGUUCUGGUAGCACUAGUUCUUUAUCUCCCCUUGCACCUCUUUGUAGACAGAGAUCAUUAGCAAAUGGCGUUUUGUGUUCUGAGUCUAGGACAUCAGGUGUUUCUUCACCGACGUCUAGCUAUCCAAAAGCACCAGGCUUUGAACGAGAAGAUCAGGCAAAGCAUCGAAGCUUCCCAGCUGAGAAACAGCAGAAAUCAAAUGAACAAGACAACAAGCAGAACCAUCUCAGUGUUUUUUCAGCAGUUAACCCACUUGCUUCACAUAUAACUUCUAGUCUGGCCUCCAGUGUUGGAUCAGAUAGUUCAUCUCCUACAACUGUCCCUUCUAUUAGUGCCAAAGCUCUCCCAUUCUAUUCUGGCAGUAACACAGUUGAAUCAGUAAUCGGUUCUGCUUUAGAUUUGCAUUUUAAUGGUGUGAACGAUGCGUCUGUAGAUAGAGACUUAGAAGAUCAAGAAGGCAGUGACCUUGGAUUAGCAAGUCAAAGAUUACUGGGAAGUUCAGCACCUGUCAGUAUUCCAGGUUCUCUUGUUCGUUCCUCGUCUUUACAUUCAUCAUCAUCCCUUUCAACUUCUUCACUCAGUUCUCUCUCACAAUCGCUGUCUCAGUCUUUUGUUUCAUCCACUACGGCUCCUUUCCACCAGCUGCCUUUGAAGACAGAACAUAGCAUGUUAGGCACCUCAGCCUCUUCUCACAACUCUUUAGGUUUAAAUGGUGGUACAGGGAGCACUUGGGACUUCAUAACUGGGAAUUUCUCUCCUAGUCCAUCCCCAGUACUGAGCAGUGGCACUACCCCCUCAAUAAGUUCAAACGCCACUGGGAAUGAACUAACUCAAGUUAAACAGGAACUUGAUGAUGCUAAGAGAAAACUAAAACAAUGGGAAGAAUCUUGGCAACAGGUAAAACAGGCAUGUGAUGCAUGGCAGAAAGAGGCUCAAGAAGCAAAAGAACGUGCUAACAUCGCAGAUGCGGACAAACAGCUCGCUCUUCAGAAGAAGGAGGAAGUGGAAAACAAAAUAAAAGAGCUAAUGGCGCAAUUAGCUGCUUGUCUAUCUACUACACUACCUUAUAUGAAAAACUAUGGAGAUAUAGAUAAGAUACCAUUGCCAAAGCUUCGUUCCUUACAAAAUCGGCUGCACUUAGAUUUAGAAACAAUAGAUGAGGUGAUUUUUCAGCUUCAAUCAAAGAAGUGUAUCAUAUGUCAGGAAGGUAAUUGUAGCAUUAUCCUGAAUCCACAUCAGCAUUAUGUACUUUGUGAUCACUGUGCAGCUGCACAAGAGGAAUGUCCCUGCUGCCAGAAAAAAAAAAAUCUGUGGUGCGGCACUGGUAAACUUAGAUUGAAAUGACCUACUACUGUGUUACAUGAUUUGUAUCUCCAGAUUACUGUAUUCAGUACAAAAAGUGAGUUCACACAUGCAGCAAAGAGUUAAUGUAUUUAAAGUUCAGUCACGUUAAAAUAAGAAACAAGAUGUAUAAUAAAACUAUUAUUGACAAAAUAGAGCUUUUAGAACUGUGUCAGCAUUAAAUAAAGGGACCAAGCCAAUAGUACCAAAACCACUGUAUCCUUUGAGUUUUAGCAUUCUUUGUACAAAGGCUUGAGUUAGCAAAAAAUCAUUGCAUGUUUUCUGUGGGAACUAAAUGCAGAGACUUGUCACCGCUUUCCUAAAAGAUGUCAAUCUGCAGGAACAUUGGAGACCUUUUGGGAAGGGACAAGUAGGAUAAAAUAUGAAAUAUGUUUCUAAUUGCUCCUGUUUCAAAAUUUUGUCUGAAGAUCACUUUAAAGGACAAAGUUGGAUUUAGUAAUGGGGUUUUGUUGACUUUAACAGUUUCUCUAAAAUGUUUGACUGAGAAAAGUAUAAAAUUGGGCAGUAUUUGCAUUUUUAAACACACUUUUUUGUCCUAAAGUAAGAUAGUGAUGUUUUAAAGGUAUAGCCAGCUUUGGACUUUUGAAAAAAGAAUCUUGAAACACCAAGUUUGGCUGUAGAUAUUCAUGGCUUUCAUUUUGGGGUUUUUUUUACAUCUGUGCAGUCUAUGAACAAAGACCGAUUUUUGAACCUUAACAGCAUUUUGGACUAAAACAAACUUAGUUACAUAAGGGUUUGUUGUUUGGAGGGGUUUUUUUAUUUGGUUUUUUUUAAGAGUGAUCAAAUCAAAGAGUAACAUGCAAUUAUAGUUUGAAAUUAUGUUAUAUAUUUUUUAAAAAAGCAGUUAUUUUAGACACUGGUUUACUAUAUCUAGUGUGGAACAGCAUUCUGCAACCAUUGUGCUCACAAAAAUGUUUAGAAGUGUCUUAGUGAAAAUUUUUGCUUUGGUAUUCUGGAAGAAACCGGCUUAGGCCACAUUGUGCUGCCCAUAUGCAGCUAAAUGACAUUUGUUACCCAUGAUACAGAAAUGUGACUUUGUGCUGUCUUGUCCAAGUUUAUAGUUCUUCUUGUGUAUUUUAGUGCAUUUGCCUGUGUUGUAGGGCUAUUUUUGGUUCCUGUUUUUCUUGGUAGUAACAGGCAAUUUUCCUAAUCUCGUGACACUAGCAGAAAAGGAAUAUGAACAGCACUAGCAGUAUGAAUCAUCACAGUCACACUCACAGUUUAAAUGUGCUGCAUUUUUAGAGGCAAUGAGCUAAUAUGGUUAGUCUGUUGCUUUUUAUAUUGGUAUGUUUUAUAUUUUACAAUGAUGAAUCUUGGAAAUAAUUAUGUGUUCUAUAAUAAUAUCAGUACUAAAAAUUUUACAGGUGAUCCCUGCAAGUUUCUUUGGUUCUGAAUUACAGGCAAAUUUAAGAAUUACUACGAAACCAUUUUGUGGAGAAGGAAAAAACACAUACCAAAGAAACAUACCUAUGUGUGAAAUUCUCAAACUGGGCAGCUUGCUAUAAUUAUAGACGAAUCCUUAGGUAAUCAUUUGAACCAUGUAUCAUCAUACACUCCAAUCAUAUGGAAAUAAUACGGUUGUUCUUCACAGAAUUACUUUUGUGAGGAAUUGAAAACAAAAUUUCUGUAUCUUAUUAAAGUAAGAUAAUUGCGAAUACAAAUAAAUACGUGACUUAUAAUGGAGGAUAACAAAAUACAUACAUUUGACUAGUUGACAACUACAUGGAAGAAGUCGAAAGUGAAACCCAACUCUUGUAAGUAUUUGUUCUUACACUGUAUGCACUAUCUAGAAACAGAUACAUUAAAAUUAUAUUUCAGUGACACUACAGUAAGUAAUGCUGAAUUCACAAAAUGCAUAAAAGCAACUAAAUAGAUUUUCAAGAUUCAUUUUGGUAUUUGACAAAGUUCUGGGUAAAUUUUCGUAAGAAUAUAAAUUUUAAUGUGAACGCCAUUGUGUUGUCACAAUUAUUUUAACCUAGGGAAUGGUAGAUUAAAAUUGUGGUUUCUCAGGGUUUUUACAGUUAGGAGCUGUAAUUUAAACAGAAGUAUAUUAAUUACAGAUAGAUCCCAAGAUACAUGUUAGAGGCUUAUUAUUAGUCUUCUUUGAAUAGCAGACUAUUAGCAUAUUCUUUUUGUUUUAUAGCAUUUUCAGAGCAUCCUCGUGUUAAAUAUAGGUAAUAAUAUUAUUGUCACGGUGUGCAUAUGUAACCAUGGUCAUCAUCAGACCCUAAAUAAAUACAUAAUUUUUACUCAUGUUAGUUUAUGGAAGCCAUUAAUGUUUUGAGUGUAAAGGCAGAAAUGAUUUUGUGAAUGAAAUUGUUCUUAAAACAAAACAUAUUAUUUAUAAUGAAUACUUAUUUACUUGUAGUGAACUGUUUAAAACUGGUAACACUUGUUAAAACUUUUUUAUGCUAUAGCAUUUAUGCAAUGGUUUACAGAAGUCAUGGAAUUAUUUUUAUUACCAACAUGGAAAUAAAAUUUUGAUCUUUAUUUCUGAGCUACACUGUGUUUAGAGACUCAAAAAUUUACAGAUGUUUUCUUCUGCAGUCUCGUUAUGGCAUUCCUGAUCAUUUCAGGGAUUGGCAUUUACUGUUUCAGUGGAGAAGGAGGUUUAAGUAUGAUACGAAGAAACUGAUUCAGUAGAAGGGUCUACAAGACAGAGCCUGUCAAAGAUUAAAAGCUGCAGAAGUUUCCUCCCUACCAUCAUCUGUAAUUGUGGAUGCAAAGGAAAUCACAAAUCACAUUGCAAACCAAAUUUUGCACAGGCAGAAGAGCACUCCUGAGAUGAUGAGACAGAGAGCUGCGUACCAUCUAGCAAUGAGAUUGGUUCAGACUGCCAGAAAUUCUCGAUUGGAUCCGGACAGUUUGCGGAUAUAUUUGAAAGGCUUGAAGAAGAAGUAUGAAGCCAGUUGUCCUGCACCCGAACAGAACGAUGAGCAACAGUAACGUAUUGCACAAGCUGUAGCUCUAAUUUUUAUGACUGCGAGAUGAUUCUGGUUUUCCCCAUAGUAUUAGAAAACACUGUUUUCCACAUGUUUUUAGUUUCUUAAUUCUCAGUCUGAAUUAUAUUCACUACUGAAAGACCAUAUCCGUCACGGGGUUUUUCCACAAAACACACCUGAAAUAAAAGCAUUUACUUGAUAUGAGGAACACAGUUCUUUCUGAUAACGGACUAUAUCCCUUUGAUUAUUUUAUAGAGACAAAGAAGUUGUAUAACAUUUAAUAUUUUCUUCUGGUGUAUCUGCUGUUAUGGUUCUUACAUCUGAUAGUAAAGAUCUUGCCUAACAAAAAGCAGUCUUUGGAACAGACGGUCCACUUGCCUUGCACAGGCACUCUCUCCUUGCACUGUUGAACGUGCAUCCGUAAAUCCUGUUGCUGCCUAUUCCAGGAGGGUUCCAGCUCUCUCAGUCAUUACUCUUAAUCCAACGUCAAGUCCAGGCGCGCUUCCUCUCCAGAACUGGGCAGUCACAGCUUUUUGUAACAGCACAGUAACAGCAAAUUGCUGCGGUAUUGACGCGGUUGAUCAGGUUUUGUUUAGAAAGCGAGUAACAGGAAAUCAAUAGAAAGUUGAAUAUCCUUCCUCCUUGGGGUUUUGGGUUCUUUUUAGUACAACUUCAUUGAGCGGCCGCAGCCACGUAUUCCAGCGUGAACGAACGUGUCUUUCUUCACUUCCUUCUAACCAACUUUGGCCAAGAGUUCUUACGUUUCAUUUAAGUGCGUGUGCAUAUACAUAAUUUCUUAUGCAUUUAUCUAUUAAACUGGUAAUAUAAAACAGUGCAGUAUGUAAUUUGUAACAACAAAUAUAUCUUAUAUAUGUUUAUGAUAUACAUUUCCUUUUAAUGUAUCUAUCUUUGUAAACAUAGCAGUGCAACAGAAUAACGUUGGUAGUCGGCGCACUGUGUUUUUUUACCGAAGAGGGUUUUCGAUUGAUCGAAGCUAUUAACCGCAGUUCACCUCUCUUCAGGCCUUUGCUGGCAAGUCUCUCACUCAUUACCUCCGUCCGUAAAUACCAUAUUUGUUGUCUAGCCCGGUGAGGACCGUGGCAGAAAGAAGUAUUUUGUGUUCAGGUUUCCUAACACGAGGAAGCAGAUGGGAAGGGACACGUAUUUCAGACAUUGACCGGGCAGGGUGCACAUCUCCCUGUUGGGGUCAGCCAGCGCAGCACCAGGAAGAACGGUUCUGGGGUGCGUGCCUGGAAGCCUGGCGUAGUUUGACCCCAUCAGAACUGUUCCCCUCUUCUGCGCACCUUAUUGCAGAGCCUUAGGCUUGCUUCCAGCCCGUCAGGACUCUGCGUUUACAUACUCUGCGCACUGCUCUCUCGAAACACAUUUUAAGUAAGGAGUUUGGUUUUG